AUGGUCAAUGCUAAAGAGAGUUUCGAAAAUAAGAAGUGGGAGGAUUUGCUUACCUAUACGAAAGAGGCAAUUGAACAAGGAGUGGACUUAAGCACUGAGUUGUAUAUGAACAGAGCCGAAGCUUUCCUGGCUGCCAAUCUCGUAGAAGAAGCUGUCUCAGAGCUCUCCAGUGCCAUCCUCAGUCUGUUCAAGAAAAAGCAUGGCUUCAAGUCGCCAGGGAAGAAGGAAGAAGAAGCUGAAAUCAACGAAGAACACUUUAAGAAAGCCACUUGGGAUAUCUCUGAAGAGAAGUGUGACCUUUUGUUGGAGAUUGAAGAAGAAGAGCUUCAGGAGCUUGAAGAUGAUUUACUUGAUCGUGUGAAGGGUCUUGAAGGGGCUGUUUCACUGAUCAAGAAGUUCUAUCAGCCACUUAUCAAUCAAAGAGCUGAUCGUAUUCAGAUUUUGAAAGGGAAGAAAGAGAGGUUCUGCACGGAGAAGCUUGCUCAGUCGCUGAAGAAAAAACAG
Messenger RNA from Eruca vesicaria subsp. sativa (arugula), 504 nucleotides. The record is from the annotation of a GenBank genome assembly. Lineage: Eukaryota; Viridiplantae; Streptophyta; Magnoliopsida; Brassicales; Brassicaceae.